ACUUUUGAGUUUUGAGGUCGUUCUGACACGAGGCCGUUCUGAUAUGAGACCGUUUUGACUGCCGCCCUUGUUCAACGACCUGAACACGGGUGAACACCCCGACCAACACUCGGGCGGAACCCGUAACACACGCAUUUCGGAGGGACCACAUCUUUUACCAAAGGAGGUCCCGUGUUAAGCUGAAAUUGGAGGCAGUAACAAGGAGAGCAAUGUUUGAUUUUCCAACUGUUUGAUUGGUAUUCCAGAAAUUGGAUUCGCGAUGAUGAUAGUAAAAAGGGCGUUCUGGACCGGAAGUCGGGGGAGCCGUCACGCUCCGUCGCAGUGGUAAAAAAAAAUACCAGUUGAGGUUGUAGGCAAAGCCCCAACAUGAACAACAGGCACCCAACCCAAAAGGCUUCGGAUCGAGCAACCUUUCAGACUCUGACGUCACAACAGAAAUUAAAGCAAUGCCUGGCUUUGCUAAUUGCCACAGUACUUUGUGGAACGGUAAUGCUGUCCUUUUUUAAGCCGACUGUAGUAUGGGCGGUGUUUCAGAGAGACAACGAAUCCCACAACGAAGGAGGAACCAUUAAUAAAAAUGUGACAGUAUCGACAAUUGGCUACAAAAUGACUUUUAAUAGUUCAAAUCGUACUUAUCCUUAUUUCUACAAACCAAUCUCAUUUCAUUCUUCGGAAAAGUACAGACAGAAGACGUCUUACAGCGUGAAUUUCAACCAUGGAUACCAUCCGGUAACAGGCACCAAGUCGAAGCUCAUCCUGUUUUAUAAUCCUCCCGGAUGGUUCAAACCGUUUCAGAAAUUUUGUCCACAAGGUUUACAAAAAUGUCCACAGAAACACUGUGAAUGUUCCUUUCAUCCAAAGCACAUGGAUAAAGCAGAUGUUGUCAUCAUCGACGCAGUUGAUCUCCAGUACAGGACGCCUCCAGCUAAACAAACCAACCAAGUAUGGACCUUAUUCGGAUUAGAGUGUCCAAACUAUUACCCAAGUCAGUUAUACCAAUCAGAGCAAUGGCGCCAUGUGUUUAACUGGACCAUGACGUAUCGUCUUGAUUCGGAUGUCAUCUUGCCUUACAAUAUCCUUUUAGAUCAGCAGCAACCAACACCAAGAGCUAACUUUACUGAAAUUGCUCAGAAUAAAACGAAGUCAGUCCUUUGGUUUGUUAGUAACUGCAACACACCCUCCAAACGGCAACAAUAUGUGAAAGAACUAGGGAAGCAUAUAACAGUGGACAUCUAUGGCAGAUGUGGUCCAUUGAAAUGUAGCGGACAGAAUUGCGAUGUUCUGUACAACAAAUAUAGGUUUUAUUUAUCCUUUGAAAAUUCAUUUUGCAUUGACUACGUCACAGAGAAGUUGUAUAAAACCUAUUCUCACAACAUUGUUCCUGUCGUUCGGGGAGGUGCUGAUUAUGAUGUCAUGAUACCAAAAGGAACGUACAUUAAUGCAGCGGACUUUUCAAGUCCAAAAGAACUGGCAAAAUAUCUUAUAUAUCUGGAGAAAAACGUCACAGCCUAUGCUGGGAUACUGGAAAACAAAUCCAGAUAUAGAAAUGAUAACAGGGAAACGUAUGAAUCUGCAUUUUGUGACAUUUGUGUGAAACUUCAUAAUUUGAAUUCAUAUCAUCAACAGUAUAAUGAUAGUGGUAAAUGGUUGAAACAAGACACCUGUCACCUACCUACGGAUGUUUGACCAAACACAUUUCAUUAUGGCGGUGAUUUAUUGACAAGUUUUUAGCGGGUUGCAAUUUGAGUGGUUACUGAAAUGAACAUAUCGUACAGAAAAAACAGUUGUUCAGUUAUCUUAAUAAAAAUAUAAUAAAAGGGAGCCCAAUGACUCUCUUCAUUUCCUGAUACUGCAGUAAUCUAGACUUGCCAAACAUUAUAGACUUGCAUGGACUUUAUUUGAUAUAUAUUUGUAUCAGGGUCUGUAAGACAGACUCUGUUCCUUACUACAUACUCAAGUAGUCCAUUUGGAUGAUGAAGCAUUACAAACUAGAUUUUGUGAAGUUGAGGCUAUAUUGAAUGGCAGACCGAUUACAGAGUUAACGUCUGAUCCAAAUGACCUGACACCUCUUACACCAAGUCAUCUAUUAUUUCAUACAGCUGGAGAAGUCUUACCCCAGGGCACGUUUCACAAGGAUCACAAUAUUGCGAGACGAAAGUGGCGUCGAGUACAGUAUCUUGCCGAUAUCUUCUGGGGAGUACUUACCGUUGCUACAAGAAAGGCGAAAGUGGUUACCACCAAAGAAAAAUGUAUAUGUUGGGGACAUUUUCCUUCUGAUGGAUUCCUCACCAAGCAACAUGUGGGCUAUGGGCAAAGUAGGAGACAUUUCCAGAUAACAAUGACUUUGUUCGCAGUGUUAAAGAGAGAACCAAGUCGUCCGAACGUGUUUGUCUCAUUGAUAAGCUGUGCUUACAGUUGGAAGAAGACUGAAUUGUAGGCAUAGGUCAUUGUGAUGACUUUUCAACUUAUAUCAAAGUAGACAUUUGCUUAGAAUCGACUUUCCUAGUGCAAUUGCUGUCUGUUGUUGCAAUUCUGUGACUAUCAGUGAACAUUUGGUUACCAAGGUAACAAAGUGUCUUCGAGGGAGACACAUUAUUGAUUGAGUGGACAUUUUCAUAUGAAUGUAUUUCUCCAUGAAUCAGUAUUUGGCCUGUUGUGUUCAUAUUCGUAAUUGACAUCAUUCACUCAUCCCAAUUAGGAGGCCAGAGUGUUACGGCCAAAAUGAUUAAUUUAUUAUUUGGUAUUUAUAUGUUUCUCGUAAGAUUGUCCGAGAAUUGCUAUAGUUAACCCCAGCGCAUAUAGCCGUGAUUUAUUGUCAAGCUUUUAGCGGGUUGCAAUUUUAGUUGUUACAAAGGGGAAAAACUGCGUGGAUGUGGUAUGUUUUAUUUUGGAAGUAUGUCGCCUGUCUGCCAUCAUGGCUAUGUUGGUUGCAUUUAUUUGGAAGAACAGAUGGCAGUCUUUGCUUGGAAGCAUUUUGUGUUUAUUAUAAUUAAUUUAUCAGCAGCACUUUCUAUAGUAUUCAGUCACGUUAUGUAGUCUGUAUUUUCACAUGGCUUUCGAAGCUGUUUGCUGCAUUCAAAACUCGCUCCCUUUGCACGAGGUGUAAAAAUAGAUUUCGCAACAGGCUGUUUUGCGAGGGAUUUUCAAACUUAUUAUUUAACAAUAAAAGCUUAUUUAUAGAAAUCCUGGUUAUACGAGCUGACUGACAUGUUUCAGUUCUGUACUAUUCCAAAAAUAUAGACUUUGUAAACAAUAUGUCUUUAUUGGUGAAGUUUAAUACAUAUUAUUGUAAUAGUAUCACAAUGUAAAAUAGAAUUAUGCCAUGCUAUAUUUUCCAUAUUAUCUUAUUUAUUGAAGUCAAUCUGACACAAGUGUGACUUCAACAUGUUCAGCAACUGUAAACUCUAUGAAAUAUUAACUAAACUUUAAUAUCAUGUACAUGCAACUGAUAAAUGAGCAUGUUGAGAAGAAAUAUAAACUUCUACAGUCGUGCUUGUUUUCUGAAUUGACUAUCCCAUCUCCUAUAAAAAAGAAUAGUUAUAAAGUUGGAAGAAUACAAAUAUAUCUGCGAUGACUUGAUGCUGGACUUUAAGAUAGAAUUAGAGUGCAUAUAUUUCAUUAUACUUUUUUAUAUUUUUCACAAAUUAAACUUAAACUAGGAAAUCCUAAAAUUCGAAAGUCGCUAGUCCAGUAUUUCUCGUUUUUCGGCCAUGACGGCUGCUCCUUGGCUGGCUCAUUCACACGAACAGUAAACUACGUAAUCAUAGAUAAAGUCGGCAGGUACGUCCGCCAUGGCCCUUGUUCUCUUGAUAAAUGUUUUGUUACCAACUGGCGCAGGGUUUGACCAUCAUCUAAAACUGUAAUUAAAAUAAACUCUUGUUAGGCAAUACUGAUACUUUUCUAUUACCACCUGCUUUUUGUGUAGUCAACUUUGACAGCCUAGGGAAGAUAACAGAGACCGAAAUUACACCUUCAAAGUAAUUGUGAAUGUGAUACGAGUAGAGCUGUGGGGGGUAUAUAACUCCUUGGGUGUUGGUCCUCAGCACACUUGCUUGAAUAAACCCUAAGGACCUCACAGCUCUCUUCUCUCUUGUUUCAAGGUAAGAAACAUUUAAAUAUUCCUAUUUUAUGACUAAACUUCUUAUUUCAUUGUUAUUAUUGUCUAGAAAAUGUUAUAGUUAAGUUGAAUCAGUACUGCCAUAUUGUAACGCUCAAUCUACUGUGUACAAGUUCUAAAUGACUGCUCAUUAUAUAUUAUUUACCGUUUAAUACUCAGGCACUUUCCAGUGUUGUUUGAAGUGUAAUGCGUCCUGGGCUCCUCCAGUUUAUGUGUCAUUAAUAUGCGGCACCCAUAGUUCUGUCCUAUAUUUCGACAUCAAUGAUUAUAUUCCCCUUCCAUGUCUAACAUCAUCUGUUGAAAAUGCCAGAUGCAUAUACAGUUUAUAUUUCCGUGCAGUAGCGUAGCGUACAUGUAGCUUAGUCACAAAACGGUUCCUAGAGUUAACACAACUGUUUCAAGCAAGACUUAUUUUAUACGUAGGUCGGUUAUUCCAUAUUUUCCAACAGUCCACCGAUCAAAGGUUAUAUGAGCAGCUUUACCUUCCGUGUGCGCUUACAGAAUAGGCUAUAACAACGCAUUCCAUAUUUCUUAGGUUUUAUCUUCAUCAAGUAAGUAUUUGAAUAUAUUGUAAAGAGUCCCGUCCCUCAUAUAGUUGCAUACGCUGCAACACAGCCUAUACCACAAUUUCAUUACCGUAGUCAUUUAAAUAUUGUUAUAGUCCUCCUUUAUACUCCAUAACAACGUACAUUCAAACGCGCAUCGUUUAAGUAUACAAUUACCGUAUUCACUCCAUUAGCUGUUAUCGUCUAGCUCCGUAUAUAUUUAGGAAAUGCGCGUAGUCAAUAGCAACACAGCCGCGGUGAUUCAUUACCGUAGUCACCAAAGUAAUCACCACUAAAACUAAUAAUUACUCUAACUAAAACCGAGCUAUAUCUUCUACCGCGUACAUUCGUAUCUUUAUUUGGAUCAAGUAUUUACUUUCUGUAUUUGCCGAAAUUAUUAUGUUGUGAUAAUUAUUACUGAAACUACAAAUAUUAAUUUUUACCGUCUUUUCAUAAGUAAAUGUCAUGUUCCUCAUCUAAGCAGUUGGUGCAGUCUACCGUACAUGCUCUAUUAAAAUAUUACGACUACUCAAUUUAGCUGUUAAGGAAUGUUAUUUAGCAUUACCGUUAUUAUUCUAGUAAAUACUGCAUCUGUUGUAUAAUGUUACCGUACAUACUCCAAUUUAAAUACAUUGCCUUUAUUAUUAUGCCUUUAUUAGAUGGACAAUGUGUUAGCAUAUUAUUAUCAUUAUUAUGAUUGUACGUCACUAUUAUAUAUUAAUUGAUGUAACUUGAAUGAUAUGACACACUUGCUUGAAUAAACC
Messenger RNA from Haliotis rufescens (red abalone), 5426 nucleotides. RefSeq names its product alpha-(1,3)-fucosyltransferase C-like. The transcript has 4 exons. Bases 367 to 1686 code for a protein of 439 amino acids. The record is from RefSeq and is a predicted model, not a curated record. Gene Ontology annotation, cellular component: membrane. NCBI's taxonomy places the organism in Eukaryota, Metazoa, Mollusca, Gastropoda, Lepetellida, Haliotidae. Gene Ontology annotation, molecular function: alpha-(1->3)-fucosyltransferase activity.